Molecule: messenger RNA, 2320 nt
Organism: Paramuricea clavata
Lineage: Eukaryota; Metazoa; Cnidaria; Anthozoa; Malacalcyonacea; Plexauridae
Source: the annotation of a GenBank genome assembly
GACAAGGUUCCUCACUCUGAGGACAUCGUUCCUCACGCUGAGGACAAGGUUCCUGACGCUGAGGACAAGGUUCCUCACGCUGAGGACAAUGUUCCUCACGCUGAGGACAAGGUUGCUCACGCUGAGGACAAGGUUCCUCAAGCUGAGGACAAGGCUCCUAACGCUGAGGACAAGGUUCCUGAACCUGAGGACAAGGUUCCUGAACCUGAGGACAACGUUCCUCACUCUGAGGACAUCGUUCCUCACGCUGAGGACAAGGUUCCUAACGCUGAGGACAAGGUUCCUCACGCUGAGGACAAUGUUCCUCACGCUGAGGACAAGGUUCCUCACGAUGAGGACAAGGUUACUCACGCGAAGGACAAGGUUCGUCACGCUGAGGACAAGGUUCCUCACGAUGAGAACAAGGUUCUCACGCUGAGAACAAGGUUCCUCACGCUGAGGGCAACGUUCCUAAUACUGAGUACAAGGUUCCUAGUACUGAGGGCAAGGUUCCCAACAAGGUUCCAAACGCUGAGGACAAGUUUCCUCACGCUGAGGACAAGGUUCCUUACGCUGAGGACAUGCUUCCUCACGCUGAGGACAAGGGUACUGACGCUGAGGACAAGGUUCCUCAAGCUGAGGACAAGCUUCCUAACGCUGAGGACAAGGUUUCUGAAGCUGAGGACAACGUUCCUAACGCUGAGGACAAGGUUCCUCACUCUGAGGACAACGUUCCUCACGCUGAGGAGAAGGUUCCUAACGCUGAGGACAAGGUUCCUCACGCUGAGGACAAUGUUCCAAACGCUGAGGACAAGGUUCCUCACUCUGAGGACAAGGUUACUCAUGCGCAGGACAAGGUUCGUCACGUUGAGGACAAGGUUCCUCACGCUGAGGACAAGGUUGCUCACGCUGAGGACAAGGUUCCUCACGCUGAGGAUAAGGUUCCUCAAGAUGAGAACAAGGUUCUCACGCUGAGAACAAGCUUCCUCACGAUGAGGACAACGUUCCUAAUACUGAGGACAAGGUUCCUAGUACUGAGGGCAAGGUUCCUAACGAAGUUCCAAACGCUGAGGACAAGUUUCCUCACGCUGAGGACAAGGUUCCUCACGCUGAGGACAUGGUUUCUCACGCUGAGGACAAGGGUCCUCACGCUGAGGACAAGGUUCCUCAAGCUGAGGACAAGGUUCCAAACGCUGAGGACAAGGUUCCUGAAGCUGAGGACAACGUUCCUAACGCUGAGGACAAGGUUCCUCACUCUGAGGACAACGUUCCUCACGCUGAGGACAAGGUUCCUAACUCUGAGGACAAGGUUCCUCACGCUGAGGACGAUGUUCCUCACGCUGAGGACAAGGUUCCUCACGCUGAGGACAAGGUUACUCACCGGAGGACAAGGUUCGUCACGCUGAGGACAAGGUUCCUCGUGCUGAGGACAAGAUUUCACACACUGAGGACAAGGCUCCUCACGCUAGGGAGAAGGUUUCUCACGCUGAGGACAAGGUUUCUCACGCUGAGGACUUGGUUCCCCACGCUGACGACAAGUUCCACACGCUGAGGGCAAGGUUCCUCACGCUGAGGACAAUGUUCCUCACGCUGAGAAGAAGGUCCCUCGGGCUGAGGACAAGGUUUCUCACGCUGAGAACAAGGUCCUUCACGUUGAGGACAAGGUUCCUCAACCUGAGGACAAAGUCCCUCAUGGUGACGACAAGGUUCCUGACGGUAAGUCAAUGUUCCUCACGCUGAGGACAAGGUUCCUAACGCUAAGGACAAGGUUCCUAACAAGGUUCCUAACGCUGAAGACAAUGUUCCUCACGCUGAGGACAAGGUUCCUCACGCUGAGGACAAGGUUCCUCACGGUGAGGACAAUGUUCCUCACGAUGAGGACAAGGUUCCAUACGCUGAGGACAAUGUUCCUCACGCUGAGUACAAGGUUCCUCUCGCUGAGGUCAAUGUUCCUCACGCUGGGGACAACGUUCCUCACGCUGAGGACAAGGUUCCUCACGCUGAGGACAAGGUUCCUCACGCUGAGGACAAGAUUCCUCACGCUGUGGACAAGGUUUCUCACGCUGAGGACAAGGUUCCACACACUGAGGACAAGGUUCCUCCCGGGGAGGACAAUGUUCCUCACGCUGAAGACAAUGUUCCUCACGCUGAGGACUGUGUUCCUCAUGCUGACGACAAGGUUCCUCACGCUGAGGACAAGGUUCCUAAUGCUGAGGACAAGGCUCCUCACGGUGAGGACAAGGUUGCUCACGCUGAGGACAAGGUUCCAGACGGUGAGGACAAGGUUACUGACGCUCAGGGCAAGGUUCCUCACGCUGAAGGCAAUAUUUCCUCACGCUGA